AUGCCAGUGUUGCACUAUUCUAAAGAGAGACAACCAUUGAGUUCCCCGUUUCCAAUAGUGAAACAAAGAAUCGUAAAGGUAUCCGUGACAAAUCCCAGCAUCAGACUUGGGGGAAUAUUUGGAAGACGACAAUUCACAGAGUAUGAAAUAACAGUUCAUAUCUGGUGUCCAUUCUCUUGUAAGAUGACAAAUGUGGUCGUGAAUAAACGGUAUUCGGAUCUCCGGAGAUCUUAUGAAAAAUUACAGGCACUUUUAUUAGUGACGACGAAUUCACAAUUAGAUCGAGUAAGAUUGCCACCACUUCCUGGAAAACAAAUUCAUGGUGGUUAUUUUGAACUUCAAUUCGAUCUUUUGCAACGGAGACGAGCGCUUCAAGCAUUUCUCUGGAACAUUGCACAACUAACAACAAUUAGAGAAUUUCUACAGUUUCUAGGUGAAGAUCUUUUUGACGAUAUGAAUUUAUCUAUUGAUAAUCAUAGCAAUUUCGACAAAUUAACCACCUCGUCACACAUUCUAUCCAUCAAUCCACGAAUGUACGCGACGGCUACCAAACGGCAUCGAAGACACCUUUGUCUACGGAAGGUGAAACCGUUUCAAGUCAUCGCUGAAUUGAGACUUGGUGGGUAA
Molecule: messenger RNA, 627 nt
Organism: Ambispora leptoticha
Lineage: Eukaryota; Fungi; Glomeromycota; Glomeromycetes; Archaeosporales; Ambisporaceae
Source: the annotation of a GenBank genome assembly